This is a messenger RNA of Paramecium primaurelia, 449 nucleotides long. The record is from the annotation of a GenBank genome assembly. NCBI's taxonomy places the organism in Eukaryota, Ciliophora, Oligohymenophorea, Peniculida, Parameciidae.
AUGGAAGCAUAUAUAUUACUGAUACAACAUCAUAAAAAAACAUUUUAUAAACUAAUUGAAUAACUUGGAUUCUAUUUCUUUUAAAAACCAAGUAUAAUAAUUAUUUAAAUAUAGGUUCAAUCUAUAUGUAAAAUGACUAAGCUUCUGAAAACAUAAAAAAAAAGAAUGAAGCAUUUAAAAAAUCAGAAUCUUUUAUGUAAGAAUAAAAUGAGCUAGAUAUACUUUCCAAGUAUGAAGCAAUAGUUCCAGAAUUAACUCACGAUAAUAUUGCUAUUUUAAUAAAUUUAUUCAAUGAUUAACGAGUUUUGUCUAUUAAUCAUAAUUAUUUAGCAAUUUAAGAUAUUUCCAUCAUUAAAAAUAUAGAUGAGAUUAUUAAUAAAUUUUAAAUUAAUAUUAAUUAUAUAAAUUAAUAAAAUGAUAGAAUUUGGCAAUAACAUAUAAAUAUGUGA